UGAUAAUGUUUUGACCUUUGAAAUUUUGGGAAAUGACUUGCGUUCGAGUUUGACAUGAUGAAAUCAAGGGAAAGAGUAUUUUGUCCUUUAGGUGAUCCGUAGUACUGCGCACGCGCAGGUCAUUAUAGAAAGGUUGAGCUUGGGUAGUGUUACCGCUAACGGUUGUCACACGCAGUAUUCCUAUCAAAUUACGGGUUUGUGUUGAAAAAGUGUGAAUAUAGAGUGUAACUAAUCACACAUGGCUCUCAGAAGGUGUUGGAGGUUUGCAGGGGUGGUCCCGCGGCUGUUAUGGAACAGCACCGCCCUGCGAGGGGCUACUGUCCCGGGGGCACGAAGCUCUGUGUCCAGCCUUGUCAACUCUCAUCCUGGCUGCAAAACCGGAGAGUUGCUGUUAUGUAGCAGGUUCAGUUCUGCGCCACCGAGCACAGAUGUGACUUACGAGCAGCUGAAACAGCUCCUGGCCGGCCGGAAAGCUGUAGUUAUAGAUGUCAGAGAGCCCUGGGAGCUCAGAGAGUACGGCUUCAUCCCCGGGUCCAUUAACGUUCCCCUGGGUCAGGUGAACACUGCCCUCCAGCUGGGUGCGGAAGAGUUCAAAGAAAAGUAUGGUGGUGAAAUGCCAGAGCAGACAGGAAACAUAGUGUUCACCUGUCUGGCAGGGGUCCGAAGCAAAAACGCACUCGACACAGCUGCAUCACUCGGAUACAAAGAUGUUCAGCAUUACUCGGGUGGAUGGCAAGACUGGGUGAAGAAUGAGCAACAUAAGUGACCCAGGGAUGAAAGAAGAGAUGACACAUUAUUUAAAGCUCUUUAUUUAAUUUACCUGAGAUCAAACUGGAAAGUGACAGCGCAUAAUGAGGAGUCUUGUAAAGGGUUUCUAAAAGGUUCAAACACUUUGAUUUAAUUUGUUUUCCUCAUCAGUGAAUCCCAAAGAUUGAAACCAGAGGGCUCAACACACAUCAGCUCACACAAUCACGUCUGUUGCUUUUCAGAACUAUUAUAAAAUGACUUGAAGUUUCUUGUAAAUUUGUUUCAGCACAGAACUACUUACAAACCCUUUACAACUUUGAAACAAACAUAUAUAACCAGUGACUGUUGUAAACAUUACCACGGUUAUGAGAAGACAGACUAACUAUGCAAAUGACUACUUAACAGUGUAUGAUUGUGAGUAAAUGAGUCUUGCAUUUGCAUAUUAUGAACAGUUUUCAAGUUGAUGUAUUGUAAAUAUUAAACAGCCGGUUUGCUCAUAGAUGCAACAGUCGGUGCUUGUUGCCAACAUGAUUCAAUAAAUAAAAAUUAUAGUUUUGAUUAACAUAUUUACACAAUAACAUAUUUUUUUUACAACUUAGGGACAAACACAUUCACUUGGAUCAUUUGUGAUAUAAGUAAACAUGCAGAGCCAUGCUGAGGUGACAGUUACUGGGACAAAGAUGAUCUACGGUAUUGAAGGACCAUGUCUAAUAUCCACAGUUCCUCAGUAUGAAUUUGCCACCAACCCUCCAUGGAACGUUAACAGGUCCCACUGUCAUUCAUGAUAAUGAAUGUGUUUGUUUUCAGCUGAGCAGAAUGCCUCUGUGUUGACCACGGCCACGGACCUUGUUCCCUAUAAAUUUCCCUUUUUAUAGCUCGAGCUGAAAGUCCAAAUCGAAUGCACGAAUAAUAUUCUCAUCAUCAAUUUCGUCUAGAUUCAUAAAUGAUCCGAGUUCCUCACAAAGCUGAGCAGGAGCUUGUCGGCACUGAGUCAUUGUCACUGAAAAGGAAACUGACCUCUGCGAGAUUUUCAUGAUGCACGAGUAAAGAAUCUAUCUCAGAAGUGCUAAUACUAUCCCUGCUUGUAUUAAACAGUAUUGUCCAAGCAGACAAGGAAACCCCCAUGACUAUUCGUAUUCAUAUUUAAAUAUUAAACCAGAUCUUUGAGUGUAACAUAUCACCCUGAGUACAACCAUCAUUACAUUAGGGAAACAUAAAAUGCAAUAAAUGACUGAAAGACAUCA
Seriola aureovittata is the source of this 1991-nucleotide messenger RNA. It is a transcript of the gene tstd3, whose product is annotated as thiosulfate sulfurtransferase like domain containing 3. The record is from RefSeq and is a predicted model, not a curated record. Gene Ontology annotation, cellular component: mitochondrion. NCBI's taxonomy places the organism in Eukaryota, Metazoa, Chordata, Actinopteri, Carangiformes, Carangidae. The transcript is spliced from 4 exons. The coding region runs from base 239 to 766 and encodes 175 amino acids. Gene Ontology annotation, molecular function: thiosulfate-cyanide sulfurtransferase activity.